UAAAUCGGUCUGUAUGUUCUAAAAAAAUGGUUUUUAAGUGUUAUAAUAUAUCAAUAUACCCUUUUAUAAGCACCGGAGACUAAAGCGGGGUGUUAUAUCAUAUUAUAUAGUUUGACGUGACUGUCAGUCCGUGGUAUCAUAGCUCGUCAAAGAAUUGAGUGAUUUUAAUUUAGUUGGAUUUGCAUAGAUGAACUAGGUGGUCUAGAUGCGAUUAGUCUUAAGACAUAUUUGUAGGCGUAAGACGGUGCCCCGCAGUCGGUGCGUGUUGAAAUGCUAUGCAUGCCCGCGCACCUACUAAAUACGGGGACGCUGUACGGCGGUUAAGGCGUAAGGCAGAAUAACUGAAAUGAAUCUGGGGACCUAAAUGAAAGCGCACUGACAUAGAAUAUUGAGGACAUAAUUAAUUUCAGAGAGUUCUUAGCUUCAUUUAAUGUAGAGUUAAUGCCUUUGUAUAAUUUAAUUUAAUGACAGUGGUGAGUUAUUGGUUAUUGUAGGGUUUUUUUUUAAUUUAAAAAUCAGGUUUUGUUCCUUUUAUAGUCUGUGCGAUUUACGAACGAACUGAAGUCAAACGGCAUGUGUGAGUGCACUCUAAGUCAAUGGUGCACUGAGUGCACUGUGCAGUGAGUGCCCAAAACACUGGCCUGUGCAAGCCAGUCAGUUGUUACCGUUAUUGGAUAUCUUGGCCGUAAACUAUCUUGAAGAUUGUCUUGUUUUUAUUAAUAUAUUAUCUAAAACAAGCUCUACAAUAAUUGGCAUAUCGGCACUCAGUAACAGGAAUUUUAUUGGAGACGCAUUUGUUUUAUAAUUUUGAUCAAGUGCAUCAUUUUGAUGAACUCUUUUCACAACUAAGAAGAGCUGCACUGAUAAGUCCAUGAGCAGUAACAGUGAACAAAAUGGCCGCCAGCCACCUUUAUCGCAUCAAGCAGCACCACCAUCAGAAUCUCAGAUGAAGAAUGCUUCAUCAUCAGACCAACAGACUAAAAUAUGCCGUGACUAUGUCUGGGGCAUUUGUGGUAAAGGCACCCAGUGCAAAUUUCGCCAUGAAUUUGAUGUCGAUUUGAUGAAAAACAUUUUGAAGUUCUGCCACGAUCACCAGAACAGAACUGGAUGCACAAGACCAGAUUGCACAUACUUACAUACAACAAGAGAGGAGGAGAAUCUUUUUCUCACUACUGGUCAGAUACCAAGAGCUCUUGCUGAAAGGCACGCUGCAAUGUUUUCAGCACCAGUAAACAUGUUUGUCAAUGAAUACAUGGGGCAAGCUUCACUACCUCCUCCGCCGCCACCCCCGCCACAGCCCGCAGCCACGCCUGUAGUUGCGCCACCUUGUGCGACUGCUGCUCCGCCACCCCCGCAUCAUUACGCGGCCACUCAGCCGCCGCCGCCUCCUGCGCCCUUGAGGCCUCUGCUAGCUCCUCCGCCACCGCCGCCACCACCACCACCGCCUCCGCCACUGCCGACCACUUCAACUGUACCUGAGCAAGGAACUCCUGCAUUCACAGGUAUUUAUUUAAAAUAAUUAUGUAUUAUGUUCAAAAUGUAUUAAUUUCGAAAACACCUGAGAUGGUUUACCUAUUUUUAAGUAC
This is a messenger RNA of Trichoplusia ni (cabbage looper), 1586 nucleotides long. RefSeq names its product neural Wiskott-Aldrich syndrome protein-like. The transcript is spliced from 2 exons. The coding region runs from base 872 to 1519 and encodes 215 amino acids. Lineage: Eukaryota; Metazoa; Arthropoda; Insecta; Lepidoptera; Noctuidae. Gene Ontology annotation, molecular function: metal ion binding. The record is from RefSeq and is a predicted model, not a curated record.